Molecule: messenger RNA, 1440 nt
Organism: Pungitius pungitius (ninespine stickleback)
Lineage: Eukaryota; Metazoa; Chordata; Actinopteri; Perciformes; Gasterosteidae
Product: hyaluronan and proteoglycan link protein 3-like
Exons: 5
Coding region: 1-1083 (360 amino acids)
Biological process (GO): skeletal system development; glial cell differentiation; central nervous system development
Cellular component (GO): perineuronal net; synapse
Molecular function (GO): hyaluronic acid binding
Source: RefSeq, a predicted model, not a curated record
AUGACCUUCGGCCUCCAAGCUGCGCUGUUGUUGGGGGUUCAGCUGGUUCUCUCGCCGGCUGCCCCCGCAAUCCCAAACAGCUUCUUCUACCACGACUACCUCCAUGGACACAAAGCGAUUCCUUUCAGCGCCGUGAAGCUCCAGGUGGAUUCUGCUCAGCCGACGGUGUUUUCGGUCAGGGGGGGUAACGCCACCGUGCCCUGCAGGUUUUGGCACGAGCCCGAGGUGAGCUCUCCCCGGGGGAUUCGGGUCAAGUGGUCCUGGCGGCCUGCUGCUGACGGGGGACGCGAGAGAGACGUGCUGGUCGCCGUCGGCUCCUGCAGUCGCGGUUUUGGGGCCUUCAGGGGCCGCGUGCAGCUCAGACGGGGUUUCCCGGGAGACGCAGCGCUCCUGAUGACUGACCUCCUGUUGAACAACACGGGAAGUUACCGCUGCGAGGUGGUGGACGGGCUGGAGGACAAGAGCACCUCCGUUUAUCUGGAGUUACGAGGGGUGGUGUUUCCCUACCAGCACCCUGGUGGUCACUACCACCUCAGCUUCCUCGGGGCCCGGCAGGCCUGUGAGGAGCAGGACUCCACGCUGGCCACCUUCCCACAGCUCCUCCGGUCCUGGAAGGAAGGCCUGAACUGGUGCAACGCCGGCUGGCUGGCCGACGGGACGGUGCAGUACCCAAUCACCCGGCCCAGGGCGCCCUGCGGCGGGCAGGGCCUCGCCCCGGGCGUGCGGAGCUACGGCAGACGGCACCUGCACCUUCAUCGUUUCGAUGUCUUCUGCUUCUCCUCUUCACUCCGAGGGAAAGUCUACUAUCUCCAGUCCUCCCACAAGAUGAACCUGACUGACGCUCAGCAGGCGUGUCAGGAGGACGGAGCGCAGCUCGCCAAAGUGGGGCAGCUCUACGCCGCCUGGAAACUGAGCGGGUUGGACCACUGUGACGCCGGCUGGCUGGCCGACGGAAGCGUUCGGUACCCCAUCAGCAGCCCACGAAGAAACUGUGGCCCCCCUGAGCCCGGGGUGCACAGCUUUGGCUUCCCGCCUCCUCAGCACAGGCACGGGGUCUACUGCUACAAGUCAGGUGACCAUUGAAAAGGUCCACCUUAGCCGUGGGGCCAGAGGUGUAAAGUUGGCACAGGUUUCUUUAAACAUGUCACCAAUCAUAGAAUACCAAGAAAGAUCUGAGGGGUCUUGAGGUGUUUCAUAGAAGAAGAAAGCCACAAUAAAAAAGGAUUUUAUUUGUAUGAGAAACAAAAAUAUAUUUAACUUUUCAGACUUUUCUCUCUUCAUUUCUUUUGAUGUACUGAAUCAUUUUUCAUUCUGAAGCCUCAAUAAGUAAUAAAAAUGAAGAAAAGAAACUCAUUUUUUGCUGGAUCUUUGUACAGUCGGGUCACAAGUAGAUGUAGCUUCCAUGUGUUUUGUUACCAGGAAAUACAAGCCAUUAGUUAA